AUGAACGACGAAAAAUUGAUGAUUUUGGCUGCAUUGGGUGAGAUGUUUCUGGAUGAGAUGCACGGGUUUGGCUCUGGCUCCGUCUCUGGAGAGUCGAAACGUGUAUCGACAUGGGAGCUGAUUCCCUUGACCGGGGCUCAGCAAACUCAGAUCUUAAAUAGACACAACGUCUUUCGCUCCAAUCUUGCCAGAGGGCUUUACAAGGCGAAAAGUGGCUUCACUUUUGCCAAAGCUACAAAUAUGAGAAAAUUGGUUUGGAACUACACUUUGGUCCUUGAAGCAGCCACCUAUGCGGAAACGUGCCCCCCUAAUGCAAUCUCAAAUCUCAUGGUCAACAAGACCGUGAACACAUGGGCUAACCAGUUUUUCACGAAUGGACCCAAAGGCUACGUCACUACAGCUGCUACAGCACACGCUACACAGAUGGCGUGGUCCACAACACAAUCAAUCGGAUGUGCGUAUGUUCUAUGUGGUAAUUUCUCGGGACGGAGAAUCGUUGUUUGUCAAUACUAUCCACCUGGCAAUAUUACUCGUCUCUCGAAUAAAGCUGUCUCCAUUGCUUACCCAUUUCUCUACAUGACUGGGCCGGUGACUUUAUGGGCGAUGACAAUGCUGUAUUUUGAGGAUAUCAAUGGAACAACUAAUUCAUAUGUGAAAACUGACCCAAAUUUGGCGCCUCUACUUGCAAAAGAUGCACCACAAGCCUACAUUUACUCGAUGGAGAGACCGUAUUUGUGGAUUUUGCUAUUGAAAAUGGCGCUCGAUGCCUGGUCGGGGAUCAUUUUCUUCUCUUUGACAUUGAUCAAUGCUUCUGUUCGAUCAAUCACCGGUUUUUUG
Molecule: messenger RNA, 837 nt
Organism: Mesorhabditis belari
Lineage: Eukaryota; Metazoa; Nematoda; Chromadorea; Rhabditida; Rhabditidae
Source: the annotation of a GenBank genome assembly